Lycium barbarum (goji berry) is the source of this 1420-nucleotide messenger RNA. Its product is annotated as OVARIAN TUMOR DOMAIN-containing deubiquitinating enzyme 4-like. Gene Ontology annotation, biological process: protein deubiquitination; endoplasmic reticulum unfolded protein response. Lineage: Eukaryota; Viridiplantae; Streptophyta; Magnoliopsida; Solanales; Solanaceae. Gene Ontology annotation, molecular function: cysteine-type deubiquitinase activity. The transcript has 7 exons. Gene Ontology annotation, cellular component: cytosol; nucleus. The coding region runs from base 323 to 1252 and encodes 309 amino acids. The record is from RefSeq and is a predicted model, not a curated record.
AUAAAGCGAUGGGCCCUUUUGGCCUAUCAGUUCUGGGUUCUUCCAUUACAGACCAAACAUAGAAUCUUCUUACAUUAACUUUUGGUACCUAAAAACCGGUGCAUAAACUGGUAGCUUUGGGACAAGACAAUCGCUCUUCAAGUUGGAUAAAGCGAUGGGCCCUUUUGGCCUAUCAGUUCUGGGUUCUUCCAUUACAGACCAAACAUACAAUCUUCUUACAUUAACUUUUGGUACCUAAAAACCGGUGCAUAAACUGGUAGCUUUGGGACAAGACAAUCGCUCUUCAACAUUUCUUGCCAUUCAAAGACAUGCGAGAAGACAAAUGACAAGCCGCUUCUGUAAUAUAGUUUUGCAAGCACCAGCCAACUCAUUGCGUUUUUAUAUCUCAACCAAGCCUGCAAAAUUCCAUUAUUCUACUAUUUCUGCAUCCAGGUCAAAUUGUCUUUCAUCAUCAAUAAACUUUGAGGGAUCCCAAAAAAGAUGUGUUUGGUCUACUAAAUCCAAGCUGAAGAACAGCUGCGGCUCGUUAACGCUUAAAACUGCAGUGAGUCCCAGAUAUACCUGGAAGGUGUGCUGUGAUAUUUCUUCUCGGUCCCAAAAUGUGAAUAUGAGGCUUUCCUUGCCCACUCAGUCAAAUUUGAGGCGUAAUUCUGGGCAGCGACAUCAUACAUCUGCUGGUUUAUUUAUUGGAUUUUUGGUCUGCUGCUCUGCGUCUGAACCAGUACAUGCUGAAGCAUCAGGAGAAAGUAAGGGAAAUUCCUCAACCACUGGCUAUUCACAUGGAAAGAAGGUCUAUACUGACUACUCUGUAAUUGGUAUACCUGGAGAUGGAAGAUGUUUAUUUCGUUCUGUUGCUCAUGGUGCUUGUUUGUGGUCAGGGAAGCCCCCUACUGAUGAGAACCUACAGAGGCAAUUAGCGGAUGAAUUAAGGGCCAGAGUGGCAGAUGAAUUUAUAAAGAGGCGAGAAGAGACAGAAUGGUUCAUCGAAGGUGAUUUUGACACAUAUGUUGCCCAAAUAAGGAAUUGUCAUGUGUGGGGAGGUGAACCAGAGCUUUUGAUGGCUUCUCAUGUUCUCCAGAUGCCAAUCAAUGUUUACAUGUAUGACAAGGACGCUUGUGGCCUGAUUUCUAUUGCUGAAUACGGGCAGGAAUAUGUUAAGGACAAUCCUAUUAAGGUUCUGUAUCACGGCUUUGGUCAUUAUGAUGCAUUGCACAUUCCUUUAAACUGCAAGAAACAAUGCACGGGCUUUUGAGAUUAUGUAUUAUGUAGAAUUUAACAAGUAGAUUGAAUGUGAAUAUUCAAGAGAUGUGUUCUGAAUCAUGUAUUCUUUACCGUAUUUCCUCCUCAUUGAUCUGUUAAGUCGAGUUCUGAAGUAUUUGUUUGAUAAUGAUUGCAAGAUGAAUGCACCCUUUUCUUUUUC